This is a messenger RNA of Octopus bimaculoides (California two-spot octopus), 4747 nucleotides long. Its product is annotated as sulfotransferase 1B1. Gene Ontology annotation, molecular function: sulfotransferase activity. The record is from RefSeq and is a predicted model, not a curated record. Lineage: Eukaryota; Metazoa; Mollusca; Cephalopoda; Octopoda; Octopodidae.
CGUAAAUAGUUUAUAUUCGUAUGGAGACUAAAUGACAAACUUUUUCUGGGUUAAAUGGAAAUUAAGUUAGAAUUUCUCUCCUAAAUAGGAUCAUUUGUGCUCUUUAAAAUAGCAAAUCAGAAAUUAGGUAAAACUUAUUCACUAUACAUAAUUCUGCACGACAGGCAACACGACUGAAAUGAAAACUGAUGACACUCAUGCCUUCGAGGGAUAUUUAACGUGCAUGAGGUCCAAUAGGGAGCAAAAUAAUAUACUUUAGUAGUGGCCUACUUUUGGAAUUGUCUGAUAAGUGAGUAAACAAUGUUUGAUGGUUGGAGAUGUAUCUAAUGUUAUAUAAUGAGAGAAAAGUCCUGUGAUAACUUGACAGCUGAAGUUUUCAAUGUUUUUAAUAUGGCCUAAUAGCGAUCAAACAAGUUAAAGAUACACUUCAAAAAAUCUUUAAAACAAGAAACUAUUUUCCAAAGACAUUUGACCAAUAGCAGUUCAUCCUGCAGCAUAAGUACUGUAAAUUCUACCUGGAUUGGUGUAGUUCCAAAGAGAUUCCAUAGAGUUACAACAUGCCUGAAGUUUACCAUAAAGAUCCUGCCGGAUGUCAAAUACUCAGCUAUGAUUACAAUGGAUUUUUGCUGCCGUCAUUUCCAAAUAUUCAAGAAAAUAUGGACAGACUUCCAGAUAUGCCAGUAAGAGAUGAUGAUGUUUUUCUUCUAGGCUAUUUUAAAGCUGGUUGUCACUGGAUGUGGGAAAUCUGCGGAAUGUUACUUAAUGGUUCUGCUGAAUAUAUCUCAGUUGUAAAGGAUAGUGCAAUGCUGGAAUAUUCAGGUCAAGACCAACUAGACAAACUUCCAUCACCCAGAGUUCUAAACAAUCACCUGCUCUUGCAUCAUUUACCAAAAGAGAUAUUUACCAAAAAAUCUAAAAUGAUUUUCAUGUCACGAAACCCACGUGAUAUUGCUGUUUCUGCCUACCACCAUACAUUCCAGCUGAACUCAUUCUACCACUAUGAUGGAGACUGGAAUGGAUUCUUUGAAGUGUUUUUAGAAGGCAAUUUGAAUUAUGGCAACUGGUUUCAAUAUAUGCUGCAGUGGGAGAAAGAUAUCAAAGACCAUCCUGAUCUACCCAUAUUGAUAGUUAAAUAUGAAGAUCUUAAAAAGGAUCCAGUCGGCAAUGUGGCUAAAGUGUCCGAGUUUUUAGGUCUUCCUAAAAAUGACCAACUUUUUAAAGAUAUUGCUGACAAAUGUUCGUUUUCCAAAAUGAGAGUAGCAAAACAAGCAGAUUGCACCCUUAGAACUUCUGGAGAAUCUCUUUAUCGUAAAGGUCUUGUUGGUGACUGGAAGAAUCGGUUCACAGUUUCUCAAAAUGAGAGAUUCCAAGUGGAAUGUGACAAAUUUGACAAGCAGUCUACAUUGUUUAGUACAAAGUACUAAAUAUCACUUUAGUGUUGUUAUGGCAUUUUCAUACCCACCUUUGUAUCACACAUGUUAAUAUGCUUAAUAUUUUUGUUGCUAUUUAACAAUCAUUUGAUUCCUAUCAAGUAGAAUAUAUUUUAAUAUCUACUAUCUCAAAGUAUUAGUUUUAAUUUUAUAUCAUGGAAGAACCAUUUAAGAACAAACAAUCUCUUAUAUUUACUUUAUGUCAUGUGCUAAUUGUUUAAUAGUUUUCAUUGAUAUCUGAAAACCACUUUAUUUCUAUACACCUAGAACAUAUUUUAAAAUUGUUAGUUUUACUUCUAAAAUUUUUAGUUUUACCUUAACCAGUUGAGCAUGUCCCUUGGUGGCUGACGAUAUGUGCAUCUCUGAUCAUAAGCUGAAGUAGUGGGGGAGCAUCAUAGCCAUGUGUUGAGAGGAAUUCUUUGGAGUUUGAAUAAUUCACCUUUGGAAACAUGGGUGUUGCUCAACAUCCUCAAACAAACCUUUUGAACAGGAUGGGCUACUCGACCUGAAGAAAAUUCUAACUGGGCCCCACCUGCGAGGUCAUGCACUGUUUAUCUUGAUAUGAGAUCACCAUGUCAUGCACAUAUGGUUGUGAUGCAUGUGCUUGGUGUACCCUUAUCAGACGGGUAGUCAUGAUGGGUAUACUGGGCUUCGUAUAUUUUACCCCAGUGUCACUUUGAUGGCAUGCACUGCUCUCUCACUCAAUAAUAACAACAAUAAUAAUAAUAAUAAUAAUAAUAAUAAUAAUAAUAAUAAUAAUAAUAAUAAUAAUAAUAAUAAUAAUAAUAAUAAACUGCUCUAUUGGAGAAAGCUAGGACACUUGGGUUUUGAGUAUUUUCCUUGAUACUUAACACCUAAGCACCAAGUCAUAUAAUUUGUGGAAAGUGACCCUACGGGACCUUUAACAAUAAGAUGUUGUCUGCUCUCAGAAUUAACCAGUGCAAGUAAGAUCAAGAGCACUGAGAAGUAAAUGAUAAUAAUAAUAAUAAUAAUAAUAAUAAUAAUAAUAAUAAUAAUAAUAAUAAUAAUAAUAAUGGUUUCAAAUUUUGCCACAAGGGCAGCCAUUUGGGGGCAAUGGAUGAGUCAAUUACAUCAACCCUAAUGUUUCACUGGUACUUAAUUUUCUGACCCCAAAAGGAUGAAAGGCAAAGUUGAUCUCGGUGGAAUUUUGAAUUCAGAAUUGUAGCGAUGGACGAAAUACCGCUAAGCAUUUCACCCAGUGUGCUAACGAUUCUGCCAGCUCGCCACCUAAUAAUAAUAAUCCUUUCUACUAAAGUCACAAGGCCUGACAUUUUGGGGUGGGGGCUAGUCAAUUGUAUCAACUCCAGUAUAUAACUGGUACUUAUUCCAUCGACCCAGAAAGGACAAAAGACAAAGUCAACCUUGCCGACAUUUGAACGUCAAACAUAAAGACAGACAAAAUACCGCUAAGCAUUUUACCCAGCAUGCUAACGAUUCUGCCAGCUCACUGCCUAAUAAUAAUAAUAAUAAUAAUAAUAAUGAUGAUGAUGAUGAUGAGUUUAUUGUAUAUGGAGUUCAGGUACACUACAACUUUUCAGAAAAGGAUAAAAGAGGGAGCAAAAAGCUACAAUAAAUCAAGUAAAGAAAGACAGCAAUGAUAACCAAAAGUGCAUGCAUAGCACACAGAGUAAAACUCAGAAAGAAAAUUGAACGGUAAAAGAGCUAUAAAGAGGAAAGGGUGCAUUGGCAUAUCAGGAGUAGUCCUUGGAAAUUUCAGGAAGGAGGGAGUUUUUGAAGAAUGCUAUGUCCUGAUAGCUAACAACUUGCUGCAUGUAGUUUGUCACUCAUCUGUUAUAAUGUCAUAGAAAAUACAUUUAAAAACAGACACUUAUAUUUACCUUAUAUCAUAUGUUCUUUUUGUUAGCUGUGUGUGAAUAAAUCCAGAAAUUUGCAUCGAAUCAUUAAUGUAACUAUAGAUAAAAAAUCGUAAGCAUAAUUCUGUUAUCACCAUCGUCAAGAUUCUUGUUAUCAUUAUUUUUGUUGUUGUCAUCAUCAUUUUUGUUGUUGUCAUCAUCAUUAUUAUUGUUGCUGUCAUCAUUUUUGGUGUAUUGAAUGUAGUUUAUUGUGACACCUGCACUAGAAAAACUGACCUGUCACUGGAUAGACUAAAGAAUUACCUUAACUUUAUGUGAGGAGAUUCUUUUAGUCUUCAUUUCUCUACUAAUCACUUGAUCAAUAGACAGAGGUUUUAUAGGGAGACUUCAAUCCUAGACUCAAAAUCCAAUCCACAUUUGUUUGCAAGAAUUACCAAUCCAUCCUAAAGUAGUUGCAUAAAUACCUCAGCAGAAACUUGCAAAUAUUUGAAUGAAAGUAUCUUGUUAUUGUUCAUAGAGAAUGCUAAAUAAUCCUGUGUCUAUUGAAAAUUCUUAUUCUCAGCUGAUUGAACUGUUGCUUCCAACUCUGUUCGCUUUUCCAAAAUUCAAGUUAAUCACCCAUCAUAUGAAUUAUCUUCUUUUACUACCUAUCAACAUGAAAUUAUGAAGAAAAUAUUUUUUAAGAUACAGGUACCGAACCUCUUAUCUGACAAUCUUGGGACCAGAGGUGGUCCAGAUUUCUGGACACAGGCUAAAUAUAUAUUGAUAAUAUAAAAUAAACAACUGAAAGUAAAGGACAAAAUCGUAUAGCACAUACAGGAACUGUAUAUGUAUACAAGAACUGGUGUCUUGUGACACAUACGCCACAGAAACCAAAACAAAGCGGCCACACAGUGAACUACUACAGCCCACAAAAUUCAAAGCUAGCCAGAUUUCUGGUAAUUCCAGAUUUCUCGAUUCCGGAUAAGAGGUUUGGUACCUGUAUAUAUUUUUUAACAUUAAUUUGAAGAAUUAUAUUUUUAUAUCCUUUCAUGAAAUGAUGAAACAAAUAAUAACAUAAUUAAUAAAAAUAAUUAGUAUAUUUUUCUUGAUAAUAGUCAUAAACUUUUUAUUACAAAAUGAAUAAACUGCAAAUGUAAAUGUAAAGACUGUUCAGGUGCAAUAAAGACUGUAAACAAACAGGAAACAACUUCUAUCUCAUUCCAGGGUGAAAAACUAGAGGUAGUCGAUAGCUUCCGCUAUCUGGGCGACCAAGUUAGUAGUGGGGGUGGGUGCGCUGAAAGUGUAGCUGCUAGAAUAAGAAUAGCCUGGGCAAAGUUUAGAGAGCUCUUACCCCUGCUGGCGACAAAGGGACUCUCACUCAGAGUAAAAGGCAGACUGUAUGAUGCAUGCGUACGUACAGCCAUGCUACAUGGCAGUGAAACAUGGGCUGUAACUGCUGAGGACAUACAUAAGCUCGCAAGGAAUGAAGCCGGUAUGCUC